This is a messenger RNA of Cucurbita pepo subsp. pepo (vegetable marrow), 1128 nucleotides long. RefSeq lists its product as uncharacterized. The record is from RefSeq and is a predicted model, not a curated record. NCBI's taxonomy places the organism in Eukaryota, Viridiplantae, Streptophyta, Magnoliopsida, Cucurbitales, Cucurbitaceae.
CAUUAUGUUCUAAAGAAAUCAUCACUCAGCCCAACAAAAAGUGUUUUGUUUUUGUUUUUCUUUCUGAAAGCAACGUUAAAAGAGCCCUUGCUCUGCAAUACUGAUAUAGCAAUUGAGUUGAGACGCACACAAACACUCUCGCAUUUUGUUAAUAAAGCCUGCAAACGAUCUUCUCUUCUGCAAAAUCUCCACUCUUUCAUGGCACAUGGCCUUUGAAUCACUGGUCUUGAUGUAAUCAUUGUAGCCAUCCCUCCCUUUAACUUCAUCUUCUUUUUGAACCCAAUUCCGCUCUCUCUAAAAAACACCCAAUUCUCUGCAGCCAUGGCCCUUCGCCAUUAUUAGAAGUUCUAGCACGAGAGAGAAAAAACAGAGUGGGUUGCUUCUUGUUACUUGGGUUUGGUUUUAAUGGGCAGUGACCAAAAAUGGGAGGCGAUAGCGCCGGCGCUGCCGGCUGUGUCACCGUUGAACCCAGAAAGAGAUGAGUAUUGGAGCCGUUUUGAUGAUUCGGUUAAUGCCGUGUCAUUUGGGUUUGUGGCUACUGCCAUUCUCAUCUCUAUGUUCCUUGUUAUGGCCAUUUUUGAGAGGUUUCUCAGACCUAGAUCGCCGGCGGCUAUUGGCCGGCCGCCUUCUGAUCUUGAAGCCCAGAUGAUGCUCGAUGGAAAGCCUCGUUACCCAUCUCCCAAGAUGACAGUUUAUGCCCGGGGAGUAUCAGUACUGAUGCCUGGUGAAGAAAUCCCUACCUACAUAGCUCACCCGGCUCCUGCACCAUGUCCUCCAGAACCCAUUUUAAAGCCUUUGCAUCAACAUAACUUGAGCCUUUGUCAAUCAACAAGCGUUACAUCAAGCUCCAACAUCAGUUGACCUGAAAAAUAACAUCACUACAGAACAAGGGUUGUCCCACACUUGAAAUUUCAGCUUACAACUUGACAUUCUAAAGUUGAAAACAUGGUGGAAGUCACAUCAACUUCAGUCUCUAACUUGGAGCCGUGUAGGUUAUAUUUGAAGAUGUGGAUUGGGGGUUUCUCCUGCCCCCACCAAAUUAAAGAGAGGAUGGAAAUGAAUGAUUGUUGUAAGCUGAUUAUUACUCUGAUUGUUUGUUCAUAAUGAAUCCCAUGCCUCUUUCACUCA